AUGUCUGCUGCUGCAUCCACGGGUUCGCCUGUCCAGCGCCGCCCAUCUGGGCCUAAGAGUUCCUCGCACAGCGAGGGUAUGAAGCAUCCAGAUAAUACUGGAGCCCAGUUUGACCAGGCAAGUACAUAUUCACUCGGCCAAUAUUACCAGGAUUUAAAUUCCAUCACUGUUCUGACCACUUCGAAGUUGGCCAACCAGAACUGUUCCAAGAAGGCAAAGCUCGAGCAUGAGUCCUUCCCUGGUGCUCCGACCUACCCGAUGGACAAGCUUCUGGCAAAGCUGUCUGAGCAGCAAGCUGUCCUUCAUCAACAGAAUGAAAUCCUUAAGGCUUCUUCUAGUGAUAACACCUCGUUCCCUCGUGUCUCGGACCGCCAGUUGUCUGGCAGCCCUGCCCUGCCCACUCCGUCGACGGAGACAUUCGGCCCACCGACCCUGGUCCUUCGACCUGCCAGCAAGACUCCCAGCGAGAGCCAGGUAGACCCGGAUGAGCUCCUUCGUCUGAAACUCGAGCUAGCCCAGGCUCAGAACAAGAUCUCUCGCUUGGACCAGGAGCUGGCCCAUUCUCGGCUUGCCCAACAGGACAGUGGCGGCGGAACCCCUGUCUUCAACUCUGACCUGGACUUGCCCGGCAUUGCAACCGACUCCCGGGCCAAUCCUAGCCGGGCUGGGUCUGCCCAGUAUGAUGCUGCUCCGAGAGCUCCCUUCUCCCACGGUGGUCGGGCUGGCCAAGAUGAAUAUCGCUCGGAUGCCAAUGAUGUCAAUGCGACCGGAGGAUUCAACCGAGGCAAAGGAAUCUGGAACAACAAUCCGGCCUUCCAUAGUUUUGGCCAAGGCCUGGCUCCUCUGUCUGAUGGACCACAGGCCCCAUGGAAUGGUCACAAUACCCAGGGCUAUGGUGACCCAGCCCCGGGAUAUUGCCCCAGUGGCGUGGAAGCUUACCGACAAGUUCGGUUGACUGCUGACCACGACAUUUUGCGUCCGGCAACUGGGCGACGUGGCCAUAGACUUGACAACCGGUUCCCAUCCAACAGCGGUUUUGGGACUGGGUUUGGUGGAUACAACAUGGUUCCAGCCAACUAUGAGCCGACCCCAACCUUCCCGCAUGGAGGACCUUCAAACGCGGCAAUGUCCGGGCCUUGGUACCCAAACACUCUCUCUCCGCAUGCUGCCGAGUUCACCUCUGCAAACCAUACAUGGGAUGAGGUAAUCGCCCAAGCCCGCCUGGCUGCUGACCGGAGGCUAACUGCUGGUACCACCCAGCCCCUUGCUGCGGCGGAGGCGCAGACUUUCCUGCCCGCAAUGGAGCCGCUGAACUAUCGCCGCCUGCUCGACCGCAACGUGACGUGCGAUUGGAAAUACAUUGUGGACAAGAUCGUUUGCAACAAUGAUCAGCAGGCAUCCAUCUUCCUGCAGCAGAAGCUCAAGGUUGGCACUCCCGAGCAGAAGUACGACAUUGUCGAGGCCAUCGUGGCCCAGGCGUAUCCCCUCAUGGUCAACCGUUUCGGCAAUUUCUUGGUCCAGAGGUGCUUCGAGCACGGUACCCCCGAGCAGGUCAUCAAGAUUGCCGAGGCCAUCCGUGGUAAUACCCUGAACCUCUCAAUGGAUCCCUUCGGCUGCCAUGUGGUCCAGAAGGCCUUUGACUCGGUCCCCGAGGACUACAAGGCCAUCAUGGUUCACGAACUCCUGCGACGGAUCCCCGAGACCGUCAUCCACCGCUAUGCUUGUCAUGUCUGGCAGAAGCUCUUUGAGCUGAGAUGGUCCGAGUCGCCUCCCCAGAUCAUGAAGUAUGUAAACGAGGCCCUUAAUGGCAUGUGGCAUGAAGUCGCGCUUGGCGAGACGGGUAGUCUCGUUGUUCAGAACAUAUUUGAGAACUGUUUGGAGGAAGACAAGCGCCCCUGUAUCGAGGAGGUCCUCGCGAACAUUGACAUCGUUGCCCACGGCCAGUUUGGCAAUUGGUGCAUCCAGCACAUCUGCGAGCAUGGCGCCCCUGCUGACCGCAGCCGGGCUAUCGACCACGUCAUCCGCUACGCCGCCGAGUACAGCAUGGACCAGUUUGCUUCCAAGGUCGUUGAGAAGUGCCUCAAGAUUGGCGGACCCGAGUUUCUCGGACGCUACCUUGACCGUGUCUGCGAGGGCCGUGUUGGUCGUCCCCGCAUCCCCCUCAUCGACAUCGCCAGUGAUCAAUAUGGGAACUACCUGAUCCAGUAUAUCCUCACCCAUUCGAACCCGCAGCAUCGUGAGAUUGUGGCUGCCCACAUCCGCAAGCACAUGGUCUCGCUCCGCGGCUCCAAGUUUGGCUCUCGGGUUGGCAUGCUCUGCACCAACCAUGCUGUGGCUACCCGUCCCGGCCCUGGAGUUGGUGCUGCCAUGGGGGGGCCUCGGCCAGGCGGACGAGGUUCCACCAGAUGA
Phialemonium atrogriseum is the source of this 2409-nucleotide messenger RNA. Its product is annotated as armadillo-type protein. Gene Ontology annotation, biological process: post-transcriptional regulation of gene expression. Gene Ontology annotation, molecular function: mRNA 3'-UTR binding. NCBI's taxonomy places the organism in Eukaryota, Fungi, Ascomycota, Sordariomycetes, Cephalothecales, Cephalothecaceae. Bases 1 to 2409 code for a protein of 802 amino acids. The transcript is spliced from 5 exons. The record is from RefSeq and is a predicted model, not a curated record. Gene Ontology annotation, cellular component: cytoplasm.